GCCAUACUGACUAAUUUAAAUUCUACAAUUCCAACUCGGUUAAAUGGAUCUACCUUUUGUCGUCCGAUAAAGCUUGAACACGGAGAUUUAAUUACCAUAAUUGAUCGGUCAUUUCGAUUUGAAUAUGAAUAUGGCUUUCAAAAUGAAAGAAAGCCAAGAAGGACUUCAGAAACAAAAAACAAAGAGGUGAUAGCAACGCCAUCCCGAAGUACCUCAGUUUUGAGCCCUGAUGUAGACCAUGUGUCUUUUGGAAAUAUCCCUAUGAAACACACUGAAGAAAAUAUUGUAAGACCAAAUACAUCUAAAAAGCAUGCUGAUGCUGAUUUAGAUAAUGUGAAAGACCUUCUCACAGGGAUAAUGCUAACUUUAGAAACCAAAGAACUGACGGAAGGUGCCACAGACAUCACUGAAAACACUGUCUCCAACCAUGUAGCAGCUGAAGGUAGUGGAGGAGAUCUGAGUCUUUUUUCGACUCCCAAACAUCCAGGGAUGAAUGAAGACAUUUUCUCUCCUUUCAGUGAACUUUUUGGCCUGAGGAAAGAUGACUCAGACGCCCAGAGCCAACCAACAGCCGAUCUGCACGAUAGCCGUAGAAAACCAGGGCCCUCAAGUAGGGAUGAUGCAGAGUGCGAAGCAGAGUUUUUUCAUUCGCCCAACUCCAGCACCGUAAGGUGUGUCACUGUCUCCAAUGGGUCCAACGAUAACAGUAGUGAUGGCGAAAAAGAACCCAAAGACCCCUUCUGUAACAACCCUUUGUUACAGUUGGAUGAAAACUUCCUUGAUAAAGAAGACCAGCAAUCACAGCAACUGAGCAUGCCCUCAAAAUGGAGGAAGAGCGAAGAGCAACCCGCUGAGAAUUCAGGGAAAUAUAGUGAGGGCCGCGGGAAAGAGGACAAGAGGAGGAGGUCAGCCCCUCGGGGGCCCCUGGGAGAUGCCCAAAGUCAAUCCUCUCUUCACACACUCCGGUCCCAAACCAAGAGGCCCGACAUGUGCUUCUUGGGGAGUGGUGGCCAUGGCCUACUGCCCAAACUCAAGAGAGGGGGUUCACCUAUUGAGAUUCGCACAGGCGAAUCUGUAGAUUUGGCUGAAAAUAAAGGAAUCCCAAAGGGAAAGAAGAACAGUGGCGGUAACCAACUUAGGAAUCCAAAGAAAGCUUCAAAUUCAGAACAGAUGUUAAAAGAAACUGAAGAUGAACCAUGUUUCAAGGGCUUGUCGGAAAUGAAAGUAUCUACCACAUAUAUUUCUCCCAGACCUAGUAACUCCUCUACAGAUUCCACAAAGAACUCGUCAACGUUUCUUCCAAAAUUAACUCCCCAAGAUGAUGAUGAAACCCCUAACAAAUCGUUAGAUGAGGAUGAAGUUGAUGAGAGACCUCAUUGUGUAUCACCUGAUAUCAGUGACUUUGAUAUCAGUGAUUUUGACUCCUCUUCUGAUUCAAGUACUGAUAAACUGGAUAAUGUUACUGAGAAUAAUGAAUCAUGUGCGAAAAGGAGGAGAGUUUCAUUUGGAGCCCUUCUGAGACCUGAAUUAUUUGAUGAAAAUUUACCUCCCAAUACACCUCUUAAAAAAGGAGAAAGCCCAGAGACGAGAAAAACAUCAUCUGGAACCUAUGUCCCAAGAAAGUCAAUAAUGAAGCAGACGCAUUCUAAACCACCAGAAAAAGAGCCUUCCGACAGUCUAGUGGAAGGGAUACUACAUACAAAAGACCCAUCACAAGAACUUCCAGCCACUUUUAGUAUUAAGAAGAAGUCUGCACGGGGCAGGGAUAACAAUUCCCUUUCAAAAUUACUGGACGAGAGAGCAACAUCUAUUCCCGAAAUCCAGACCAUCCAGCCCCACAAGAUUGUGAGCACACCAUCACUCCCGAGGAGAUCCUCCUCUGGAAGAAGAAGCCAGUUUGAUACGCUGCAGACAAUUUACGCUAAGAGGAGAAGCGGUGCAUCCAAAGCCAAUAUCAUGGUUGUACACUCUUGGGCAGAUGUGGUGAGAUUAGGUACUAAAAAACCACAAGCACACGUUGUUAUAAAACAUGGUCUUGAGAGAAGAAUAAUAAAAAAGCAGAAAAGAUUAACCCCCAAGGUCAAGGAGAAGCCUGCAAACCACGCACAGAAUCACUUUAGCACAGGCCACGCAAAUUCUCCCUGCACCAUAGUGAUUGGGAGAGCUCAUACUGAAAAAGUGACUGUGCCUAUACGGCCCUGUAGGAUGCUGAACAACUUUGUAUUAAACCCUAAGAUGGAUAUGAAUGAGGAUUUAACAGGAUUAGCAGACAUGUUUGAAACCCCUAUCAAACAGAAAACUGCAAACGCGUCUCCUGAGAUUGGUACAACUUUACACAAGUCUUCUUCAGGAGAUGAAGACUCUUUAGAACAGAGAUCAGAUAAUUACUUUAGUGCAGAGAGAUUGAUACCUACUAUUUCCAACACAACAGAACAGCUAUAUGGCCAGAGCAUUACAUGCCGCCGUUCCCCAAGAAACCGGCAGCGACGGGUAGACAAUGAUGAAAUCGUUAAAACCCUAAAGGAGAUCUCUGAAAUUAGAAGUGAUGAAAUAACAAAGACUCCACUUCAAGAAGUCGAUGUAGACCCCAAAAUAUUAACACCGAGUUCGAAAAAGGUGAAAACCUGUACAUCAAAGGAAAAUGUAUCAACACCGUAUCUUGGCAGAAUUAAAACACCACCACUAGAUCAAAAAGUUAUAUCUAUGGAAGAAAAAUUUGAAAGUGGAAAUGUAAACAGGGCUACACCAAAAAUAUCUAGGAAAUUUGUGGAGCCAAGUAGGACAAGUAUGGCAGAACAUCAUCCAGUAAUAACAUCAGCUACAGCUACACAUAUAACAUCAAAUUCACGGGCCAACACUUUUAACAUCAAAGGAGCGACUGAAGUAGCCUACAAAGUGGAAAAAGAAAAAGAAAAUGCAAUAGAUAUAGACCUAAGGAAUCAAAAACCAAAAUUGUCAGGUCAGUUAGUCACAACUUCCUUAAAAAGAAAAUCAAAUAAAGAGCCACCUGUCACUGACCAGCCAACAAGAAUCAUAAAGCAAUCAAGAUCACAAAAUGAAGAGUACUCUCCAACAGGAGCCAAUAAAAUAAGUAUAAAGCCAGGUAUUGUGUCUCUAGAUUUUCAGGCUGCCCCAGGAACUGUAACACCAAAUUACAUCAAUGAGCCAGGAGGCAUGAAGAAAGUAAUAAGAACCCCAAAGGGAAAAAGAAAAACAGAAGACCUAAUUGUCAUCAGAGUGCCUAUGGCAACUCCAACAUCCAUGGUGGCAGAACUAAAAGAAGACGAAGAAAACAAAGUGGCAGAGUCUGCUGUGGAUGAUGCAAAUUCUGUUCAGGAAAAUCUUGGGACAGCCCCAAAGCAAGGUGAAGUCCAAAAGAAGCUGAUGAGGACAGUAGAGCAGCAAACUGAGGCAGAGGAUCUUCCCAAGCAGCUGAUGAAAACUCCUAAACGAAAAUGUGGCUCUGUCGAGCAUCUGACGACAGUGGUCAAGAGACUGAUGGGAACUCCUAAGGACAAGGUGGAAUCAGAGGAGGAGGAGGUGGGAGGCAAUGAAAGAAUGAUGAUGAGUUCUUCUAAGGAAAAAAGCAACCAAAAUAUGAACGUUAAGCAGCCUCUUCAGCAGAAAGGGCCGUCUAAAGAUCUGGUAGGCCUCAGAGAUCAACUUGUGCAUAUUCAAAAGAAAAAUGUACAACUUCCAGAAACCAUACAUGCCUCAAGGAGCUUAACGACUACUCCAAAACAAAUGCUAGAACCAAUCAAAGAUAGAAACAUCAACAAAUCCCUUCUAAUCAAACUAGACCAGAAACAUGGAUCAGUAGAAGAUCUGACCAUGACCAGGAGACUGAUAAGAACACCUAAGGAAAAGGAGGAACAUUUAAUAGAAGAUGUGGAAGUUGUCAAGAAGUCUGUUGAAACAUCAAAGCAAAAAUGCAAUCCAGAAUAUUCAGUGAGUAUUAAGAAGUUUAAUGAAAUCCCCAAGAUAGAACCAAUAGAAAAUACAGCAGGUGGCCUAGGGAAACUUAGAAGAAAACCGAAAGGAGUAGAAAAACUUACAGGUCUUAGGAAUAUGACAGUUCCUAAGGAAAAGUCAAAAGUAGUAGAAAACUUAACAGGUUUUAGAAGGCUUUCAAAAAUGUCAAAAGUAAAACCAGCAGAAGAUCAAACAGGCAUCAAACUGGUAGAGAGGACUCCUAAAGAAAAAGAGUCAGGAGACGAUCUAACUGGCAUGAGGCAAUUCAUGAGAUCUAAAAAAGUAAGAGAAGAGUCACUAGAAGAUCUAACAGACAUCAAAAUGAAGAUGUCCAGAAAAGCAGAAGUAGAAGAUCUAAUUGGCAUAAAAAAAUUAAUGAGAACCCCCAAAGUAAAGGGAGAGUCCUCAGAAGAGCCAACUGGUGUGAAGGGACUAACAAGGGUCUCUCCCAAAAAAGUAAAGGGGGAGUCACCGCAGGAGCUGCUGGGUAUAAAGAGAUCAAUGUCUCCCAAGAAAAUAAAGGCAGAGUUGACGGAAGACCUGACAGUCACUAAAAGACUGAGGACCCACAAGAAAAUAAAAGGAGAGUCAGAAGAUUUGACAGAUGUUACUGUGUUCAUGGAGACUCCAAAAAAAGUGGUAGAUAUAAGUAACCCACAAAAAUUGCAAGAAAUAGAGAUACUCAGAAGACCAGCAAUAAAAAAAUUCAAUGAUCAAGAAAAUAAGAUAACAGAAAACAUACUAGAGUCACCACAGGAAGUACAAAUUCAGACAGUUGGAGGUAUCAGUAAGUUACUGGAACCAUCAAGAGAGAAAGAAUUCAAAAGAGAUAUGUUUGAAUCAAAAAACCUUGAAGCAGAACCAAAAUCACAGGAACCCGAUUUUGAAAUCAACAAUACUGGAUUAGAAAACAUGGAUGAGUCACCACAAGAAAGCAAGGACCAAUCAGUGGACCAAUGCCAAAAAAAAAUCUGCACUAAUCCUUAUGAAGAAGAUGAAAAUAAAUCUAAUAUCUCUAAAAUUGAUGGGUUAUAUUCAGUGAACCUGGAAGAUAACAUUAUGAUGGAACGUGAUGAAUUGCUUACUGAAGCAAGAAGUAUGACCACAGAGAAAGAAGAAGAUGAAAUAAAUGAUUUUCUUCUCAACAAUGAGAGUCAAAUAUCCAUAUCAUUAAGAUCAAAAAGUAAAAACAAAGAUACAGAAUCACUUCAUGAAAAGAGUGUGAAGAGAAGUUUGUCACCCUCAGAAAAAGUAGAAGUGGAGGAACCUCUGAAGAGUGGGUCCAGAAUGUUUUGGGACACAGUGAACAAUACAGAGAACAGGGUACAUUUGAGACCUAGAAAAAGAAAUCAAGCAGCUGAUAAAAGAAAAAGAAGUUCAUCAGAUCUGUCAGAUAUAGAGAACGCUGAACAGAAGUCAGUGAAGAACUUAACAGAGACGUUUGAUAAUGCAGUUCCAGAUGCAGGGACAGGGAUAAUGUUAAGGUCUAGUAAUAAAAACAAAGACCCACCUAGUGAAUCAGAUGUGUCACAAACAGUUGAUGAAAAGAAACCUUGGUAAGAGACUGCCAAGGAAAGCCAAUGAGAAGCUAACUUCUUUAAAGAUACAAGGUUUUAAUCUGGCAAACAAAUUAACAAUAGAAAAGA
Molecule: messenger RNA, 5618 nt
Organism: Phascolarctos cinereus (koala)
Lineage: Eukaryota; Metazoa; Chordata; Mammalia; Diprotodontia; Phascolarctidae
Gene: MKI67
Product: marker of proliferation Ki-67
Biological process (GO): regulation of chromosome segregation; regulation of mitotic nuclear division
Cellular component (GO): chromosome; nucleus
Source: RefSeq, a predicted model, not a curated record